ACAUUAAUGGUACGGUUUCAUGUACUUAUCAAUAUUUUCCUCUAUAGUCCUUUAAUUCACACUAGCUCCAUCCAUAUAGUAGUGGGAACAAGUGUACUUUAAAAAUUUAUCUUUAUUUAUAUGGAAUCCUUUAACAAUAAUCCCCACAAUUCUCCAAAUUAGAUUUGUAUAUCCUUGUAGAAUUUAGUUGCUACCUAGCUGAAUGUUGAAUAAUUCAGAAUCUUCUUCUUCACGGCCUAGUAUAGCUUUUCCUCUAGGCUUAGCUCUUCUUGUUCUCGUCCUUGUUUGUAUGGUUGGUAUAUUUUCAUGUUGCUACCAUUGGGAUAAGCUUCGAUCUCUUCUUUGUUAUUCAACUUCUGCUCAUGAUGAUCAAUCCUCAUCAGAUGGAUCAAAUGUUUCAGCUAGUUCUAAAUCUAUCCAGGGGAAGGAGCAGAAAAAUGGGGAGAGCUUGACAAUAAUAUUGAUGCCGGGAGAUGAUGUUCCAAAGUUUGUGGCUUUGCCUACUCAUCGUGGGUGUACAAUCCAACUCAAGCUGUAGUAUAGACUAUAGUACAGAUUUUCGUGUAAUUGAUAGCUUCAGAAUCAAAUGAAAUAUGUGUAUAUAUAGCUUAUAACCAGCACAGAAUUUAAGUAUAAAUCUUACCGAAAAAUAGACAAUUUGUUUACUUCUUGGCUUUAAAAUCCAAUUUAACGUUGUAUUGGAUUGUGGACCC
This is a messenger RNA of Lycium barbarum (goji berry), 713 nucleotides long. RefSeq lists its product as uncharacterized. The transcript is spliced from 2 exons. The record is from RefSeq and is a predicted model, not a curated record. The coding region runs from base 203 to 538 and encodes 111 amino acids. Lineage: Eukaryota; Viridiplantae; Streptophyta; Magnoliopsida; Solanales; Solanaceae.